CGCUCUCUCUCUCUCUCUCUCUCUCUGUAAACCGUUCUGGGAAAUUGACGAAAGAAGAAAGAAAGCUUUCACAUUCUCAAUCCUCUAACAACUGAAGAAGAACGUACACGUUGAAGAAGGUGAAGUAGAGCGUUCUGAGUAUCGAUUGAUUUAACUUUCCUGGAAACUGGAUCUGGAUUUCUUCGUUUCUGAGAAGCAAAAACAGUAAGUGAUGAAUCUUUAUCCGAACCUGAAAAGAGGGGUACUACUCUCUGUGCUCUUCUUCGUCGUUUUGCUGUCCAACGCCUCCACUUCCACUUCGUCUUCUUCAUCUGUAAGUUUGGAAGCGAUCACAAUAAAGCCAAGACAUUUAUCUUUGCUAAAGAGUGCUUUACAACGGCCAAGUGGGGAGCAGUCUGAUCUAUGGAAGCCAAUGACUGAUCAAGGAUGGAGUCCAUGCAUCGAUCUAGAAGAUUCACCUUCAGCAUUACCGGAUAAGACCAAAGGCUAUAUCCAAGUGUUUCUCGACGGAGGACUUAACCAACAACGAAUGGGUAUAUGCGACGCGGUUGCAGUUGCUAAGAUCCUAAACGCAACGCUCGUGAUCCCGUUUCUCGAAAUCAAUCCCGUUUGGCAAGACUCAAGCUCUUUUGUUGACAUCUUCGACGUGGAUCACUUUAUCGAUGCGUUAAAAGAUGACGUAAGAGUAGUUAAAGAGCUUCCUGGGGAGUACUCUUGGAGCACGAGAGAGUACUACGCCGCGGCGGUCCGUGAAACACGUGUUAAAACCGCUCCUGUUCAUGCUUCUGCUCAAUGGUAUAUUGAGAAUGUUUCACCGCUUCUUCACAGCUAUGGGAUUGCUGCGAUAUCUCCGUUCUCUCACCGUCUGUCGUUUGAUCACUUACCUGGUGAGAUUCAACGGCUGAGAUGCAAAGUGAACUUCCAAGCGUUGCGGUUUGUUCCUCACAUUACAUCGCUUGGUGAUGCUCUAGUGAGCCGUCUUAGAAACCCGUUAUGGAGAAGCGACAAGGAAAGAAAGAGUGUGGAUCAUUUGGGAGACAUGACGAAUCCGAACAGUAGACAUGAACCAGGGAAGUUCGCUGUUCUUCAUCUUCGCUUUGACAAGGACAUGGCUGCACAUUCGGCGUGUGACUUUGGUGGAGGCAAAGCAGAGAAACUUGCAUUGGCGAAGUACCGACAAAUGAUUUGGCAAGGAAGAGUGUUGAACUCUCAGUUCACAGACGAAGAGCUAAGAAGUCAAGGACGUUGUCCUCUAACACCAGAAGAGAUGGGACUUCUCUUAGCCGCUUUCGGUUUCGACAACAACACUCGUCUCUAUCUCGCUUCCCACAAGGUAUAUGGAGGAGAAGCUAGGAUCUCAGCACUAAGACAAGUCUUCCCAAGGAUGGAAGACAAGAGAAGCCUAGCUUCUUCUGAAGAACGAGCUCGUAUCAAAGGCAAAGCUUCUUUACUAGCUGCACUUGAUUACUACGUGAGCAUGCACAGCGACGUGUUCAUCUCUGCGUCGCCUGGAAACAUGCACAACGCUCUCGUUGGUCAUAGGACGUUCGAGAAUCUCAAGACGAUUAGACCGAACAUGGCGUUGAUAGGACAGCUUUUCUUGAACAAGAGCAUCACUUGGGUGGAUUUUCAACAGGCGCUUGGUGAAGGACAUGUGAAUAGACAAGGACAGAUCCGGUUAAGGAAACCGAAACAGUCUAUUUAUACUUAUCCGGCUCCUGAUUGUAUGUGCCAUGUUUGAAGAUGAGGAUAUAAUAAAAUAGUUUUACAUUUUGCUUAGAAAUUAAGUUGUAUAACCUUUUUAUCUAUUAUAUGGAAACUUUUUUCUAAUUAA
Brassica oleracea var. oleracea is the source of this 1834-nucleotide messenger RNA. RefSeq lists its product as uncharacterized. The coding region runs from base 212 to 1741 and encodes 509 amino acids. The transcript has 7 exons. The record is from RefSeq and is a predicted model, not a curated record. Lineage: Eukaryota; Viridiplantae; Streptophyta; Magnoliopsida; Brassicales; Brassicaceae.